AUGGAGGAAUUAGGCAUAGAACAACCCGUUGUUCCCACAACCAGUCUUCCCAAAUCAAAGCUUGACUGGUCUCAUUUCACAGAUGAUAACCUGGACGUGUACUUGAAACUAAAGAAGUUGGAGAAAGAGUUGGACUUAUUGUUGUUACAGGAGGACUACAUCAAAGACGAGCAGCGCCACUUGAAGAGAGAACUAGUACGUGCUCAAGAAGAAGUGAAGAGAAUCAGAUCGGUUCCUUUGGUCAUUGGCCAGUUUUUGGAACCUAUUGACGAGAACACCGGUAUAGUUUCUAGUACCACCGGAUCAAAUUACGUGGUAAGGAUUCUUUCCACUUUGGACAGGGAACUAUUAAAGCCCUCUUCUUCUGUUGCAUUACACCGUCACUCCAAUGCUCUUGUGGACAUUUUGCCUCCUGAAGCCGACUCCUCUAUUGCGAUUGUCGGUGACAACCAGAAACCAGACGUGACGUAUGCUGAUGUUGGUGGUUUGGACAUGCAGAAGCAGGAAAUUAGGGAAGCUGUUGAGUUGCCAUUGACGCAAGGUGACUUGUACUCGCAGAUUGGUAUCGAUCCGCCCAGAGGUGUGUUGCUUUACGGCCCUCCAGGUACAGGUAAGACCAUGUUGGUCAAAGCCGUUGCCAACUCCACUACUGCAUCAUUCAUCCGUAUCAACGGUUCAGAGUUUGUUCAAAAGUACUUAGGUGAAGGUCCAAGAAUGGUGAGAGACGUUUUUCGUCUAGCUAGGGAAAACUCACCUGCAAUCAUUUUCAUUGAUGAAAUUGACGCCAUUGCCACAAAAAGAUUCGACGCCCAAACUGGUGCUGAUCGUGAGGUGCAAAGAAUUUUGUUGGAAUUGUUAAAUCAGAUGGAUGGGUUCGAUCAAACUUCCAACGUCAAAGUCAUCAUGGCAACCAAUAGAGCAGACACCUUAGAUCCUGCAUUGUUGAGACCGGGAAGAUUGGACAGAAAAAUUGAAUUCCCUUCAUUGAAAGAUAGAAGAGAGAGGCGUUUGAUUUUCUCCACUAUUGCAUCAAAGAUGGCCUUGGCUCCAGAAGUUGAUUUGGACUCUUUGAUUGUACGGAAUGAUCCAUUAUCUGGUGCCGUGAUUGCCGCUAUCAUGCAAGAAGCUGGUUUACGUGCGGUAAGAAAGAACAGAUACAUGAUUUUGCAAAAUGACUUGGAGGAGGCCUACACUGCUCAGGUGAAGAGCGGAACUGAGCAUGACAAGUUUGACUUCUACAAGUGA
Molecule: messenger RNA, 1245 nt
Organism: Candidozyma auris
Lineage: Eukaryota; Fungi; Ascomycota; Pichiomycetes; Serinales; Metschnikowiaceae
Gene: PR26
Product: proteasome regulatory particle base subunit RPT3
Exons: 1
Coding region: 1-1245 (414 amino acids)
Biological process (GO): proteasome-mediated ubiquitin-dependent protein catabolic process
Cellular component (GO): proteasome regulatory particle, base subcomplex
Molecular function (GO): proteasome-activating activity; ATP hydrolysis activity; ATP binding
Source: RefSeq, a predicted model, not a curated record